ACUGCUCUUGCCUACCAACACAUCUCCUCACAACAAUCACCUCAUAACAAUAAAGGAAAGAGAACUAUAAUCGCAUGACCCGUACUAGAGCAAAUACACGUAAUACUGCUCAGGCUACGUCCAGUCAUCCCGUAACGCCACAGCGCCGGGCGAGGCUACAGCGAGCCACUGCUACACCUAUCACCACUGACCAAAGUGAAGGACGCAGACGUUCGCCAAGGAAUCACCAGCGGGCAGGUCCUUCGCAGAGUCCUGCAGAUGCCUCCGUAGCAGAGCCCAGAUCUCCUCGACGUAUCGUUAACGUUCCUCGCAUCAAAUACAACCAUCUUGAACACGAGGAAGAGCUAGAGAAUAUUUCGCCUUUGAAAAAGACCCCACGUCGUCAGCAGGCGAGAGAGCCAGUCGUUGUCGAGACGAAACAGCCAGAGAAUUAUCCAUCCAUGUCCACACAGUCCAGCCAGCUCUUGAACAAGUUGAUGGAGGCAGGAAUGAUGACAGAUGAUAUAGACGGUGAGGAUUGGAAGUGGCAAAGACUUCUCCGAUGGAGAAGUAGCGUUAGCACAGAGGGUCAGGGUGCAGAAAACAUCCACUCUUGGCCACAGCAACGACCUGAUCCUCCAGAAAACGAAGUCGCCAUGCAGUUGGACAGUUCCUCUGCGACGAGUUAUGGUAACCAAGUCGCUGAGAAUAACUCCUUUGACACAAACUUCCGUGUCGUGAACCAUUCCGACCUGCAACAAGUCACGGACGAGUUUGCCAGGCAAGGUCUCAAGUAUCGAGUCUUUUAUCCACGUCGAAAAUCUUCGUCAGUGGCCAGAAAUGUCUGGCUGGCGGUCGGAGCGAAUGAGAGCAUCGUCGAGACCGUAGCAAGGAGGAUCAUGUCGGGCAAUGCUUCGGUGCGACACGCCUGAAUCACCGGACUAUAGUCCGGCUCAUCAUCGAAUCGGAUUUCUUGUUGUUCUAUUCGCCACCUGCAAAGGAUAUACAUACAUUAGCCACUACCCAGCUGCAGGCCUACCCUGAACGGUAAACUGAUGCCGCUUUUCGCUCCUCCCAGUCCGGGGAGUCGACCACAGUGUAGUAUAGGUAUUUAAGCCCAAUCAUCAUGAUUCUCAGGUACAUUACUAGAAUAGCAAAGGUCAGAAGAUGAGAUGAGAACAACUGUUUGUUCUGUUGCUAGAAUGGUGGUGCCAGUGGCCGGUCAAGUUAGGGCUGUACAUAGCGCUUGUAGCAACCAGCUAUGUAAAGGCUCGUGAAAUGAAACGGUCUCCCAGUACACCCUUUAGUCCUAACC
Molecule: messenger RNA, 1294 nt
Organism: Somion occarium
Lineage: Eukaryota; Fungi; Basidiomycota; Agaricomycetes; Polyporales; Cerrenaceae
Source: the annotation of a GenBank genome assembly